Messenger RNA from Tetrahymena thermophila SB210, 1302 nucleotides. RefSeq names its product phosphodiesterase/alkaline phosphatase D-like protein. The record is from RefSeq and is a predicted model, not a curated record. NCBI's taxonomy places the organism in Eukaryota, Ciliophora, Oligohymenophorea, Hymenostomatida, Tetrahymenidae. The transcript is spliced from 5 exons.
AUGAGAUAUAUUUUAUUGAUUUUUUUAGUAAUAGUCAGCUUUUCAAUAGCUCAACAGAUUAUUUAAUCUCACAACCUCAAGAAAUAAAGAAUAGCCUUUGGGUCUUGCAAUAAAUUCUUCAGAAACCAUAAGUCUGAUAUCUUUUAUGACAUUGCUAAAUAAAAUCCUGAUAUAUGGGUUUGGUUAGGAGAUGUUGCUUAUCUUGAUUAUAUGCCUCUACCAGCUUAUUGGAUACCAGAUACAGAUUUCUACUAAAUAAAACUUAAAUUAGAUGCCACUAAAAACGAUCCAGCUUAUUAAGAAAUGCUCAAAAAAGUAAAUGGUGAAGUUGGAGUUUGGGAUGACCAUGAUUAUGGCCAUAAUAACUCUGGAAUGACCUUUAAGUAUAAGGAGCAUAUAAGAUAAGUUUGGCUUGACUUCUUCAACGAACCUUAGAACAGCGAAAGAAGAACAAGAGAUUCUGGCAUUUACACUUCUUAUUAUCUUGGCUAGUAAAAAAAAAUAAAAAUCAUAUUAACUGAUGUCAGAUGGAAUAGAUAAAGCACUGAUAUUUUAGGUGAGAAGCAAUGGAUAUGGCUAGAAUAAGAAUUAAAUGAUCAUAAAGUAGAGUUAUUUAUACUAGGAACUGGAUCUUAGUUUCUUCCUGAUGACAGAUUUAUUCCUGAAACAUGGGAUAUCAAAAGCAAAGAAAGAUUCUACUAGAUAGUAAAUAAAACUAGAGCAAGUGUAGUUAUUAUCAGUGGAGAUGUUCAUUAUGCUGAGUUAAUGGAACAUCCUUGCUCUCAAAAAAAAGUAGGAUAUAAGUUAGCUGAAAUAACUUCAAGUGCAUUGUCUUUUGAUUUUAAUAGUAUAUAAUAUGGAGAAUUUGAAGCAGCAAAUUACUUUGUUUUAACUACACCAACAUAUAAUGAAGAAAAAGAUAGAUUCAAUGGAAGGAACUACGGCAUUAUUGAUGUAGAAUGGGAUGAAAAUAAUAUUGGUUUAACUAAAAUAAAAUUGCAAGUCUAUACAAUAGGCCAGAUUGAAAAACCUGUUUUAGAAAGAACUUACAAAUUGGAAGAGUUCAAGUAUUCAGCAGAAAGAUAACAAAAUUAAAAAUCUUGUGUAGUAGAUGAUGUACCAGCUAACGAUAGAUGGAAAACAUUCGCUUUAAAUAACUUAAAGAGAUUGUUUACAGAAUUUAAUUAAAAAAUUGUUAUUGGAGCAUUAAUAAAACUUGUUUAACUUGUUUUGCUUUUGAGAUUUUAUUGGUAUCUUAUCUACAUGGUUUUUUUCUACUAAAUAAAGGAAAAGAAAGAUUGA